UUUCUACACUUAUUAUGUAACAAUUAAUUGUCAAGUGUUUUGAUCUUCGUAUUGGCGUUCUUCGUCUUUUGUAAUAUAUCGAAGAGCUUUGUAUUGAGCCAAUUGUGUUUUUUUGUUUCCUUUCUAUACAUUAUCCAAUACUAUAUGUUGUCGCAAUAUACGAUUAUGUAACUAAUAAUCAGUUCGUAUUGCUAAUCGUUAUAGUUUACAUCAGAGAAGUUUGAACGUACGUACGAAGUCAUGGGUGGUGCAACGAAGAUGACGUACGAAUAUUACGGAAUUGACAAGUAUCUAUAUGCUUUUGGGCUUAGCGUAAACCCCGUUUAUCGAGGGUACGGAUUAGGCAAGGAUAUUCUGAAAACCAGGGAUCUUCUCGGACCUAAGUACGGAAUACCAGUGACAUCCACUGUGUUUACGUCGAUAAUUUCGCAGAAGAUAGCGGCGGAUGUGGGAUUUGAAGAACUCUUUACGAAAAAAUACGCCGAUUUCGUGGACGAAAAUGGAAAGGAAUAUUUCCCCGGUAUUAAGUCCAAAGAGCUUAAAGUCAUGGCUAAAAAAUUUCUCUAAUAAGGUCUAAUGGACAUGGUGGUACUCAAGAAUUGCGAGAUUCACUUGAUUUUGUAACUUGGAGUAAGUUUUACACUUUCGUACGUUACUGUCGAAAAUUGCUUAAUAUUCCUCAACGUUAAAAUAAUUACUGUGAUUGGAAUGAAUAACAACAGAGGCUACAUUAUUAUUGGCUUUCUAUAGAAACGUAAGCAGAUGUAAUUUUCGUUCCGAACAUGCAUCGACGGUGUAGAUAUGCACUCGAAAUAUAUACGUAUUAAAAAUGAUUAACCUUUCAAAUCAUAAUUCGCGGAACAUUUAAAUAGAUUAUAAUCUAUUUUCCGAAAAAAUCUUUUUAAGAAUAAGCUUUUAUAAAGCUUUUAAGUUGAUUUGUUCUUUCUUUAAUUACCUUUAACAAAAUAAAACAAUUGCAAAUAAA
Molecule: messenger RNA, 985 nt
Organism: Wasmannia auropunctata (little fire ant)
Lineage: Eukaryota; Metazoa; Arthropoda; Insecta; Hymenoptera; Formicidae
Exons: 2
Coding region: 241-567 (108 amino acids)
Source: RefSeq, a predicted model, not a curated record